UUGGAGAGUCAGUGACUAGAGAGAGGGAGGGAGACGCCAAAAGGGAACCUGCGAGACAGGUGAGGGACUUGUGACAGAGAAGAAGACUUUAAGAUAAAGUGCGAAGAAGGUAAAAGGUGACGGAUAAGGUGAGGAAGAGGAGGGAUGAGUUAAAGCAGUGGACGCCGCCGAGAAGAACGUUGGUCGAGGACGUGGCUGUGAAUGACGCCAGGCGAAACGGACGUGUCUCACACGGCGUCGGGCACCUGGAUUCUUGGAGGGCUGGGAAUAUCGGUCAUGGCUUUUCUACUUGGCUGCGCCAGCUGCCGGCAGAACAGAUCGUCUGAUUCCGCAGAGCGCCGUCCACCUCCGCCGUCUCCGGCACCUGAAAUCCACCUUCGAUAUGAACCCGACCUAUACCCGCCAACUCCUGGUCCAGUUGUAUUUCCGAAAGAAACCAGAGCGACUGACAGCGAUGAAGAAGAUUAUGUAGAGAUCUCUCUCAGGCGUCCAAUUAAAGACGAAGACCUGAAUGCACAACGCCAGUCCAAUAUGAGUGGUCAGAAUUCUGCAGCAUCUCAGAAAUCCUUAGGAGAUGCCAGUAGCCAGGGAACUUACGUUAAUAUAGGCGAACAGCAGGAUUACGUCAAUGUUACCAGCAGCAAUCUGGACGCUCCUGUUCUGAGGAAAGAUCACACCUAUCUGGAAGUAUUUCCGAGUAACGAUGAAACAGACACACCGGCCAUGGACAAAACAGCCGCGAGAUCCAGCCUGGAUGAUUUUGGGAAGGGUUCGUCUCUGUCAGAAAGCCUCUGUCACUCGUACGAGAAUAUGCCUAUGAGUAACUCUCCCGUCUCGGCCGCUGCAGAGCCAGAAGUGGACUACGUGAAUCUGACAUCAGUGUGACCCCCACCCCGUAUCAGUGUGACCUCCGCCCCGCUACCAUCCACUCAUCAGGGUGACCCCAGGAUCCGGCCGCAGCAGAAUAUGGAGAGAGAUAUGGCAGCCAUGUACUGUACCUUGGUGUCCAUAGAAAUAGAAACUCACUUGUAUAUUUUACGACAUUUUAAUGAUAAUAAAGAUAUGGCUUCAUACGGUCACGGUUACAGGAAUAACACACUGACAUGUAAAUAAGGUUGGGGGGAAAAAUCAAUUAUAUUGAAAAACAACAAAGAGUAAUAACUAAAGAAAAGUACAAAGUAUAAACUUGGCCGCAGAACUGCAAUUUGGGGGAUUUGGUUUAUUGCUUGAAAAACACAAAGUUAAAAAUAAAAUAUUUGUAACGUUAAACUCUUAAA
This is a messenger RNA of Pseudophryne corroboree (corroboree frog), 1277 nucleotides long. RefSeq lists its product as uncharacterized. The record is from RefSeq and is a predicted model, not a curated record. The coding region runs from base 202 to 885 and encodes 227 amino acids. The transcript has 13 exons. NCBI's taxonomy places the organism in Eukaryota, Metazoa, Chordata, Amphibia, Anura, Myobatrachidae.